UGCCAGGCAGAUGCUGGAAGUCAGCUGCCAAGCUUACGGGUGCAGUGCAAUAACGCUGAUGGGCAAAGUCACUGGGAUCCUGUCUUAAAAUCCACCCUGGAUCGCACGUCGCGGAUAACCGGGCGGGAUAUCGAGGGGAAAAAACGCAUGAUUUACCGUCUAAGUAUGGAGGGAUAAGAGGGCGUAAAUUGCACAUCUAAAAGUAAAACCUGUAGGAAUACGGAAUACUGGAUGACUCCGGGAAAUGGUGCACGUAUUGCCACUAUACUUGCAGUUUUCCAGUUUGGUCGACAUGUGGCGUCACAUUACGACUGAGAAGGAUUUCAUCGCAAUCGGGGAACAAUCGCAAUACUUUUAAAAUUGGCUCCUGCUAGGGUUUGUUAACGCAGCCAACGGAAGCAAGAGGGACCCCUACAAAAAACAAGAACGGAUUAAGUUUCUUUUUAACUGACAUUUCCUGUGCUGUAAAACACAUCAAGACGCUCCGAGUGAUUUUUAAAACUGUGCAUGCCAUUCAUAGUUUCAAAGUUCGCAAUCACUUAAUAUUUAUAAAUGCAUUAGAAAUGUGUUUUCUGGAAAGUUAAGGGGUGAAAACAUAUACACGUUUAUAAUGAAUCUCCCACUAGGAAACUGGUAGAGCUGGUUAUAGUGCUGGUUAUCGGUCAGCUUUACGGAUCGCCGACGGCCUCCCACCUGGCCGAUCCAACUGUAAGGUGCGGGCUGUAGGCGGCGCCACCCUCGCCACCUUGGCGCACACUUCCUCGGCCGCUCACGCUAGAUAAAUACAGGAAGAGGGUUACAGCAGAGCGGUUUACCAGCACAGUUCGGUGGAUCUAAUGAACCCUUCCGCAUGGCAGUGAAAGUCGGUGAUCGGCGCGUAUUUCCCUGCUACUUCUCCUCCUGUCAGCGAUUUAAAGUUUUUUCGUGGAACCUGAACAUGGACAAUAUCUAGGAACGCCUUGUUCAAAAGUCUCAUACCGCAGUGGUGCUUUUCUGAAUUGUCAUUUCUUUUCUUUUGUUUUCCCCCCUAUAAUUCCAUCAAAGGAAAAGAGCCAAAGCAUUAACUAUUAGAACCUAUUUCAUGCUGUGCAUGUGACUUGUGAUCUUGCCGUUUUAUAUGAACUUUUUCCGUCUCUAUCGGCUCCCCGACGCCGGCUGAGGAUGAAGCUGAGCCGGCAGUUCACCGUCUUCGGCAGUGCCAUAUUCUGCGUGGUGGUAUUCUCCUUGUACCUAAUGCUGGAUCAUCUCCAAUUAGACCACGGCAAGAACCCCAGCAACACCGUGGGCAAACUUCAAAACGGCCAGCUCUCCAUCCUGCAGGAGAAGAUCGAUCAUCUGGAGAGGCUGCUGGCAGAGAACAAUGAGAUCAUCUCCAACAUCAGGGACUCCAUCAUCAACCUCAGCGAGUCAGUGAAGGAUGGCAGGGGGGGACUAGAGGCGGGCAACCAGAGCAGGGCCACCAGGCCGGGCGCAGUACUGACACCCCCGCUGGUACUCCCUGUCCAGCCAGAGGACUGCCAGUUUGCAGCUAGGUCCUACAUCAAGUCUGCUGAAGGGGUGCAGAUGCUGGAGGUGUAUGACCUGCUGCCGUUUGACAACCCUGAUGGCGGUGUGUGGAAGCAGGGCUUCGAUAUCACUUACGGGCAUGAGUGGGACCAGGAGCCCCUGCAGGUGUUUGUCGUGCCCCAUUCCCACAAUGACCCUGGCUGGCUGAAGACAUUCGAUGACUACUACAAGGACCAGACGCAGCACAUCCUCAACAACAUGGUGGUGAAGCUGCACGAGGACGUGCGGCGCAAGAUGCUGUGGUCCGAGAUCUCUUACUUCUCCAAGUGGUGGGAAAGCAUCGACGUCCAGAAGAGGGAUGCCGUCCGAAGUCUGAUUGAGCGCGGCCAGCUGGAGAUGGCCACCGGGGGCUGGGUCAUGCCCGAUGAGGCCAAUGCGCAUUACUUCGGCAUAAUCGACCAGCUGCUGGAGGGUCACCAGUGGCUGGAGAAGAACCUGGGGGUGAAGCCGCGAUCCGGCUGGGCAGUAGACCCCUUCGGUCACUCCCCCACCAUGGCCUACCUGCUGAAGCAGGCCGGCCUGUCCAACAUGCUCAUCCAGAGGGUGCACUACUCUAUCAAGAAGCACUUCGCCGCUCAGAAGACGCUGGAGUUCUUCUGGAGACAGAAUUGGGACCCCGACUCCAGCACAGACAUCCUCUGCCACAUGAUGCCCUUCUACAGCUACGACAUCCCCCACACUUGUGGCCCCGACCCCAAGAUCUGCUGCCAGUUUGAUUUCAAGCGGCUGCCAGGGGGGCGAAUCAGCUGCCCCUGGAGGGUGCCCCCCCAGGCCAUCACGCAUGACAACGUGCAGGAGAGGGCUCUCAUGUUGCUGGAUCAAUAUCGAAAGAAAUCUCAGCUGUUCCGUACCAAGGUGGUCCUUGCCCCACUGGGAGAUGACUUCCGAUACACGGAGGCUUCCGAGUGGGACCAGCAGUUUCAAAACUACCAGAAGCUCUUCGACUACAUGAACUCGCACCCAGAGCUGCACGUGCAGGCCCAGUUUGGCACCAUCUCCGAUUUCUUCGCUGCCUUGCGGGCUGCUGCAGACGUCGACCCGUUGACCAGCAGCUCGCCACUGCUCCCGGUGGUGAGCGGGGACUUCUUCACCUAUGCGGACCGGGACGACCACUACUGGAGCGGCUACUUCACCUCGCGACCCUUCUACAAGCGGCUGGACCGGCUGCUGGAGUCGCACCUCAGAGCGGCAGAGAUCCUGUACUCUUUCGCCCUGACGAGCCUUAAGAAGCACAACAGAUUAAAUGAUUUUCCUUCUGUCGAAAAUUACAAAUUGCUGACAGAAGCCAGGCGGAACCUGGGACUCUUCCAGCACCACGAUGCCAUCGCAGGAACUGGGAAGGACUGGGUGGUCAUCGAUUAUGGGACAAGGCUGUUUCACUCCAUCCUGAAUCUGAAGCACAUAAUGGUGAACUCAGCCCAUUGGCUGGUGCUGAAGAACAAAGGGGAGUACAGCCAUCAGCCAUCCGUGCCGUUCCUACAAAUGGAUGACGUUCAGCCGGCUCAAGAUGCUUUGCCUCACAAGACUGUCCUGAAGCUGAGUGACGUCUCAAGGGUCCUGGUUGUCUACAACCCCACAGAGCAGGAACGCUUGACCAUGGUCACUGUUUAUGUGAACACCCCACGGGUGCGAGUCCAGACGGCCGCUGGGCACACAGUCACUGCCCAGGUCAGCGCAGUUUGGGAGGAAGCCACCAGGGCCUCCAGCGAGGCCUUCCAGCUCUCCUUCAUGGCACACACUUCUCCAUUGGGCUUGUCCCUGUACCACCUCAGCGAGGCACCUGAGGUCAGGACUUCCCCAGCCAGCUACACCUUCUACCAGCAGGGCGGCGACGUGUCUGUGGCAGGAACUGGGCAGUUCAGGGUCAAUGUGCUGCCAGGAGACUCCACAGCGUUUACAAUCGAGAACUCCUUCCUGAAGAUUUGGUGCUCCUCAAUGUCGGGUUUGAUGGAGAGGAUGCAGUCCAAGGAAAGUGGUGCCGAACAGGAGGUGAGACUGGCCUUUGUGUGGUAUGGAACCACCAGUAACAGGGAUAAGAGUGGAGCCUACCUAUUCCUGCCCGACGGUGAGGCCAAGGAAUACUCUCCAAAGGGCCCUCCUGUGAUAAGGGUGACCAGAGGAGCCAUCUUCUCUGAAGUGGUGACCGUGUUUGAACAUGUGACUCACAGUCUCCGCCUCUAUAACAUUCAAGGUGUGGAAGGCCAGUCCGUGGAGAUCUCCAACACGGUGGACAUACGUGGAGAGUUCAACCGUGAAAUCGCGAUGAGGAUAACGUCAGACCUGAACAGCAAUGAUCGAUUCUUUACAGACCUCAAUGGUUACCAGAUCCAGCCGAGAAGGAUGAUGGCAAAACUCCCACUACAGGCAAACUUCUACCCCAUGACCACCACAAGCUACAUUCAGGACGAGCAUCUGCGGCUCACCCUGCUCACAGCCCAGUCUCUGGGGGUAGCAAGCUUAAAAAAUGGUCAGCUGGAGGUCAUCAUGGACCGGCGCCUCAUGCAGGACGACAAUCGCGGCUUGGGCCAAGGUGUCCAGGACAACAAGAUCACGGCGAACACCUUCCGGCUGCUACUGGAGAGGAGAAGCUCAUCAGAUGUGAGGGAACAAGUCCGUCCAUCCAGCUUCCCGUCUCUGCUGAGCCACAUCUCCUCGAUGUUCCUGAACCACCCUGUCAUCCCCAUGGCUGUCGGGCUGUCUUACGGGCACCUGCACACUGCCCCCUACAGGCCACUCAGGUCAUCGCUGCCCUGUGACAUCCACCUGGUGAAUCUGCGCACCAUCCAGGCUGGGGAGGGACCAGGCCCAUCGGACGAAGCGGCUUUGAUUCUGCACAGAAGAGGGUUUGACUGCGCGUUCGCCAGCAGGAACACGGGGCUGCUGUGUGCAACCACUUGGGGGAAGGUCGACACGGAAAAGCUGUUCAGCGAAAUGACUGUGGCGAGCAUCAGACCAGUGUCGCUGACGCUGAUGCACGAGUCGUCUAGUGAGAAGGCCGGGCGGGAGGUCCAGCUUAAACCCAUGGAGAUCGGCACGUAUCGGGUCCGCCUGAGCUGAGCCCACAUGGCAUCGUGUGCUGGAAUCCCCGAGGCCCCCCCUUCAUCCUCUACUCCCUGGCAUUGUGAGCAGUGCUGUAGCCAGGAAGCUGCACCUAUCGAAAUAUUGAGGAUUGUAGUUUUACUGUAAUGUGCAAUACAAAUGUAUUAACAGCCCCUCUUGACACUCAGGUCAAUUCAGGUCAUAGUUAAACUUCACUUUAUCGGGACGCAGAUGGAAAUACUUGUUCUCCUAAAUUGUAAAACAAAAAACAUGAGAAGUAAUGCUUGAAAGGAUGAGCCUCUAAUCCACAUAAGGACGGAGACAUUAGUGUUCAGUAAUACCCCAAAUUUAAGAACAUUUGCUUCAAGCUGGAUUUUUUUUUUUUUUUUUAAAUAAUUCCAAAGUUAACUUGUGAAAAGUUCUAAUGUGCCUUAUAUUUCCGAUUUCUAAUGAAUGUUUUAUUCUUUUCUGUACUGGUCUUUGUAUUUUUUUUUUUGUUUGUUUAAUGUCCCAAGUUUAUAAUCAAUGCAACUAAAUGCAGCUUUUAAUGUGUGAUCACAUGAACUGUUAUAGGUCUGUUUUUUGACCUUGAAAUGUCUAGCCGCUCUCCUGUUGUCGAUUUCAUGAAAUCAGGUGUUCAUCCUUGUUUAUCAACCGUUUUAAUAUGUAACCAUGGUUAAAAAGGUCUGCGUCAAACUCACGAAUGGAAAGGUUUGUGGGCGUGUUUUGGGGAUGCCAUCAGAUAAAGUUCCAUUUGUAUACAUUCUGAUAAAUAGAAUUCUAUUUUUUUAAUCUGAAAGUGAGCUUUGGCUGAGAGAACCAUGCUUUGUAUAUGGCCGCCGGAUUGAGAAAUGAGUGAAAAUUGAGAUGAGUGUUUUCUGUCCAUACCAUUUCCUUCGCUGGCAUGUCCCAGACAUUCUCUAUGCAGGGCAUUUCUGACAGAACUCGUGCCUGUAUUGUCCUUGUUUAAGGUGAAACGUCACUGCUCCGUCUGGUAGCAUGGGGUUAUGGAUUUUGAACAGAAUCUACCGCUAACUUAGAGGCUGACCUGAGUUUUCGUGUAAAUUGGGCCAAAUCCAAAACUUAUGAGAUUAGUCUUAACUUAUAAUACUGCUAGUGUUCUGCAUGGCUCGAGUUUCAGUAGGGUGGAACUCAAGAACAUUUUAAAAGGUGCUCUGACUGUUAAUUGUGUGCCAUCAAGUACCUUCUGGAAAGAUGUAUGUUUGAGAAUUCCAAACAUACAGUACGAGUUGAAGUAAGGGGUUUGUCUAAGGAACGCUGACAACCAGAGAGCUACUGAACCCUUACUGUUGUGUUAUGCCUUUCCCGUAACAGAGAUCAGGGGUUUUGCCAUCUCUGUCAUACUGUUGCCAUUCCAGGAACCUGACACUUUUCCAUUUCCAGUUAUGGAUUAUUACUUAACAAGAGAGGGAAAAACUAGGAAAAAUAUAACAGGAAGCCAGCUUUGACUAUAUUGACCAUUUAGUUAUUUUCUUGCUUCUGAUAAGAAUCCUAAAGUUCUGUGUGUAAAUUUGAAACAUUCGUGUAAUAAUAUUCACUGAAGUGGCUGAGAAAUGCCUUUAAACAUAACCUGUAAUUCAUCUUUUCUAAGAAUUUUCAAUAUGCAUUUAGACAUGCUUAAGGCGCAUUUGCAAAGGAUAACCUGAAUUCAAGUUUUGUAUUACCAUAAAUUGAUUAAGAUUAUUUCAAAAGUCUGUCUGUGGUAAUUGAAAGUUGAGCUGUUUUUUUCAGACUGGCAAAGUAUGUCCAGCAUAUUGUUACAUGGGUUCACAAAUGGAUGCAUUUUCAAAUCCAAAUUAUUCCUUCUAGUAGUUUUGUCUUUCGUUGUGCAGAAUCAGCAUUUUCUGGAUGUUUGGGCAAAGGGUCAUAAAGUGAAAAUAUUUGUUUCAAGCAGUAAAAUGUUUUGCUUUUUUAUGGUCUAUGGCCAGUUCAUGCUGAACAAACUAGUUUUGGUAAUCCAUGUUUUGUAUAAAAGGUGUCAAACUCCAGUCACUUUAGGUUUUAUCCUGUCAAUGUCUAUCAUUGAUUUUGUUUCCCAUCGUCAUGUUUAUAAAAGCCUUAGUUAGACGUUGAGCUGGCUAGCAGGCCACAGACAGACAAUGUAUAACCGGGCUCUACCUGCCAAAUAAAAAAUUAAUUUUGAAGAA
This is a messenger RNA of Brienomyrus brachyistius, 6773 nucleotides long. It is a transcript of the gene man2a1, whose product is annotated as mannosidase, alpha, class 2A, member 1. Gene Ontology annotation, cellular component: Golgi membrane. The record is from RefSeq and is a predicted model, not a curated record. Lineage: Eukaryota; Metazoa; Chordata; Actinopteri; Osteoglossiformes; Mormyridae. Gene Ontology annotation, biological process: protein deglycosylation; N-glycan processing; mannose metabolic process. Gene Ontology annotation, molecular function: carbohydrate binding; alpha-mannosidase activity.